UGGGCCGCGCCGACCGCCGCCGCCGCCGCCGGAGAGGCCCGGCCCCGCCGCCCGAGCAGGCAGCGCGCGGGCCGCCGGGCCCGAGGCCGGAGCCAUGGGCGAGACCAAGAUCAUCUACCACCUGGACGGGCAGGAGACGCCGUACCUGGUGAAGCUGCCCCUGCCCGCCGAGCGCGUCACCUUGGCGGACUUUAAGGGCGUUCUGCAGCGACCCAGCUAUAAGUUCUUCUUCAAGUCUAUGGACGACGAUUUCGGAGUGGUGAAGGAGGAGAUCUCGGACGACAAUGCCAAGCUGCCCUGCUUCAAUGGCCGGGUGGUGUCCUGGCUGGUGUCGGCUGAGGGCUCACACCCAGAGCCAGCUCCCUUCUGUGCUGACAACCCAUCGGAACUGCCACCGCCCAUGGAGCGCACAGGAGGCAUUGGGGACUCCCGGCCCCCAUCCUUCCACCCUCAUGCUGGUGGGGGCAGCCAGGAGAACCUGGACAAUGACACAGAGACUGACUCCUUGGUGUCUGCCCAGCGAGAGCGGCCACGACGGAGGGAUGGCCCAGAGCACACAACCCGGCUAAAUGGAACUGCAAAGGGGGAGCGGCGGCGAGAGCCAGGGGGGUAUGACAGCUCAUCCACCCUUAUGAGCAGCGAGUUGGAAACCACCAGCUUCUUUGAUUCAGAUGAGGAUGACUCCACCAGCAGGUUCAGCAGCUCCACAGAGCAGAGCAGCGCCUCACGCCUGAUGAGAAGACACAAGCGGCGGCGGCGGAAGCAGAAGGUUUCGCGGAUUGAGAGGUCCUCGUCCUUCAGCAGCAUCACGGACUCCACCAUGUCACUCAACAUCAUCACGGUCACUCUCAACAUGGAAAAGUAUAACUUCUUGGGUAUCUCCAUUGUGGGCCAAAGCAACGAGCGUGGUGACGGAGGCAUCUACAUUGGCUCUAUCAUGAAGGGGGGGGCCGUGGCUGCUGAUGGACGCAUCGAGCCAGGAGAUAUGCUGUUACAGGUAAACGAGAUCAACUUUGAGAACAUGAGUAAUGACGACGCGGUCCGGGUACUGCGGGAGAUCGUGCACAAACCAGGGCCCAUCACCUUGACUGUAGCCAAGUGCUGGGACCCAAGUCCACGUGGGUGCUUCACACUGCCCAGGAGCGAGCCCAUCCGGCCCAUUGACCCCGCGGCCUGGGUCUCCCACACUGCAGCCAUGACCGGCACCUUCCCUGCCUACGGCAUGAGCCCCUCCCUGAGCACCAUCACCUCCACCAGUUCCUCCAUCACCAGCUCCAUCCCUGACACAGAGCGCCUAGACGACUUCCACCUGUCCAUCCACAGUGACAUGGCCGCCAUCGUAAAAGCCAUGGCCUCCCCUGAAUCCGGGCUGGAGGUCCGUGACAGGAUGUGGCUCAAGAUUACCAUCCCCAAUGCUUUCAUCGGCUCGGAUGUGGUGGACUGGCUGUACCACAACGUGGAAGGCUUCACUGACCGGCGAGAGGCCCGCAAAUACGCCAGCAACCUGCUGAAGGCCGGCUUCAUCCGCCACACUGUCAACAAGAUCACCUUCUCUGAGCAGUGCUAUUACAUCUUCGGCGACCUCUGUGGCAACAUGGCCAACCUCUCCCUCCACGAUCAUGAUGGCUCCAGCGGCGCCUCCGACCAGGACACGCUGGCCCCUCUGCCGCACCCAGGGGCUGCCCCUUGGCCCAUGGCUUUCCCUUACCAGUACCCGCCGCCCCCGCACCCCUACAACCCGCACCCAGGCUUCCCCGAGCUGGGGUACAGCUAUGGCGGGGGCAGCGCCAGCAGUCAGCACAGUGAAGGCAGCCGGAGCAGUGGCUCCAACCGUAGCGGCAGCGACCGGCGGAAGGAGAAGGACCCGAAGACCGGGGACUCGAAGUCGGGCGGCAGCGGCAGCGAGUCGGACCACACGACCCGCAGCAGCCUGCGGGGGGCGCGGGAGCGGGCGCCCAGCGAGCGCUCGGGUCCUGCCGCCAGCGAGCACAGCCACCGCAGCCACCACUCGCUGGCCAGCAGCCUGCGCAGCCAUCACACGCACCCGAGCUACGGCCCCCCCGGGGUGCCCCCUCUCUACGGCCCCCCCAUGCUGAUGAUGCCCCCACCGCCUGCGGCCAUGGGGCCCCCGGGAGCCCUCCGGGCCGCGACCUGGCCUCCGUGCCCCCUGAACUGACCGCCAGCAGACAGUCCUUCCGCAUGGCCAUGGGAAACCCCAGUGAGUUCUUUGUGGAUGUGAUGUGAGCAGGGCCCCUUCCCCACUUCCAUCCCACCCCGCCCCGGGCAGGCCGCGUCCCUUUCUCCGUCCGUCCGUCAUUUUUACUUUGGUACCUGAAAGGGAAAUAAAUGGAACUAAAUCCAGGCCCGCUAACCGCUCGCUGGGUGCAGCGAGGGCAGGGUGCACCUGAUCGCCACUGCAGCCCCUAACCUGCCACCAGCCCCGGCUUGUUCCUCUGCCCACUAACCGCUGCACAGGACUUCCCGGGAUCCUUCGUGUUCCUGGGACCCGAACUGCUGGUGCUGCUCCUUACCACCCGCCGUCACCACCACACAGACUUCAGGAGCUGACCCAGCGGUGCCCUUGAGGGCCUGCAUAACCCUCAUCCCCACUUUCCCUCCCUCAGUUCUUUUUCACCAUUCAUUCAGCUGCAUCAUCCCUCUGUUAAUCCAUCCCCUCAAGCAUGCGUGCCGAUUUCUUGGUUUUUCCCCUUAAUACUGAUACAAAAAAAAAAAAAAAGACUUGCUUCCUCUGCCCCUCCUCCUAACUGCCCUUGCUACUGCCUCAGCCCCGCACCCUAGAGCUGUAGUCACCUCCAGUAACCAUCCACACUAACUCCACCUGCGCUCAACCUUAGCAGAAGCCCAGCGGGCCCCCUCAGUUGCCUGAGCUGCUAGUGGAUUCCAGGGAGCAUCUGUGCUCUAUACCCAGCCCCACCGCUGCCCCAUGCCUGCCCGGUGUGCUGGUUCCUUCAGACCCUAACCCUACUAACCAGCAGGCUCAUCUCACCUCGGGGCCUGAAACAUUUCUUUUCUUUCUUUUUUCCUCCCCCCAUUUUUCCUGGGCCUGGAGCAGCCAAGAAUUUCAGGUUGUUUGACUUUCUGUGAGCCCCCAGCGAGGGGAGGCCCAGCCUCCGAGGAGACCAGGAGCCCUGCUUCAGCAGCCCCUCAGGGCUUCCCAAGGAUAUUUCAGCCCCCAUACCCACACUUUAACCCGUUGAGUCACUAGGCUUCCGAGGAGCACCCAGCCUCUCGCCCAUUUGUGAGAGACUCACUCUCUUUCCCUCUCUCCCUCUUUCUCACACACACCUCCCCCACCCCCUGCCCCAACACACACGUGCCUAUGCAAGUUCACUUAAGCCUCAGGGCUGGUCCCUGACCAGAGGGCUGGACCCUCUCUCCCAGUCCGCUCCUAGGUCAUGGGGCUGGUCCCCUGAUUUCUCUCUCCCUUUCUUCAUAGCCCUCAAACCUCCCACACAUGUCCCCAUAAUAUUUCUAUCUGGUUAAAGCCCAUAAUCUGGGUCUCAGGUUGGGCUCAGCGCAGGACCCCCCAGGCAACUGACAGGCUGUUCUCACCUUGCCCCGCGCCCCACACACCCUCCUGUGUUUUCACCAUCACCAUGAUAACCCAGAGCAAGGUUAGGCAGGGGGACUCCUGGGACUUCCAGGACUUCCAGACAGAGUGCCACGUUUUAGUUUUUACCUUAUUCUCCCAUUUAAGCAAAUCACAACUUUCUCUGUGAGCCUCUUCUAUAAAUUCUGGCUCACCUAGGCUUCCAUAUUUUUAGGUCUGGGAUGUCAAGCGUAAGAUGAAGUCCUAAGCUCCAGGUCUUGGAGCAAUCCAGGGUAGGGGUAUUUUGGCAUUCAUUCAUUUAACAAAUAUUCCCUGGGAUUUGGGGUGCAUGAGGGCUGUGUUAGAAGUGUGACUCAGUCUUGCCUUUCUUCUGGGAGCUCUAGGUUUGCUCCCAACCCAGAACAUGGUUUCCUCUAGCCACCACUAUAGGGCUGCCUCCUGUACUUCUCUUCCUUCUCUGAUUCUUCUGUCUCUGACUCUCUUGAGGAUUCCUCCACUAUUGCUCAUGCCUUCAGGGUCCCUGUAUUUUAUCUCUGUUCCACUUCUCUUUCCUCUGUAUUUACUCCCGAAACGGUAUCAUCCAUCCUGACAUCCUCAACUGCCAUUAAUAUGCUGGUGAUUCCCAGCCCUAACUUCCCUUUAUCUUUAGAUCUGUAUUUUUAUCACCCGCUGGACCUCUCCAUGGAUGUGUCCACGUGGACUCAACUCAUUUCCUUCCCACCCCCCCCGAAGUGUGUUCCUUCUGAAUUCCAAUCCUGGUUACCUUCAUCACACUCUUCAUAGGCUCACCAGCUAGAAACAUUUAUGGGCUUAAAUUCCUUCCCAUAUUUUACUAGUCAGUAUAUCAUAUCCAUUCCACUCCAACAAUCUUUCUUGAAUUUGGCCCUUCCUCUCCCCUCUGCCUCUACUCUAGUUCACAGGAGCAUGGGAUUUGGAGUCAGGUUAUUCUGGGUUUGAAUCCCAGCUCUACUACUUUUUGGUUGCGUGAUAAGAGAGUUAUUCAGUCUCUCUGAGCCUCAGUUUCCUCAUAUGUAAAAUGAUGAUAAUAAUACCUACCUCACAGGGUUGUUGUGAGGAUUUAAGUUAGAUAUUGUACGAAAAGUGCCUAGCACAGUGCCUGGCACACAGUAGAAUAGGUGCUCAAUAAAUGGUAGCUAUUGUUAUUAUUA
This is a messenger RNA of Orcinus orca (killer whale), 4740 nucleotides long. It is a transcript of the gene DVL3, whose product is annotated as dishevelled segment polarity protein 3. Gene Ontology annotation, biological process: intracellular signal transduction; canonical Wnt signaling pathway. The record is from RefSeq and is a predicted model, not a curated record. Gene Ontology annotation, cellular component: cytosol. Gene Ontology annotation, molecular function: frizzled binding. NCBI's taxonomy places the organism in Eukaryota, Metazoa, Chordata, Mammalia, Artiodactyla, Delphinidae.